AUGAAAAGACAACAUCCACUCUCCAAUCAACCAUCUCAUCCUCUGACCGCCAAUUUCAAUCGAUCCAAUGACACUCUCCAGUAUCCAUUCUUCUUCAGCGAUUAUCAAAGCAAACGUAAAAAAAUUCAACCAGUUCAACCUUUUCGCGCUCUUAGCCAGCCAACAUUACAAGCACAACAUCAAGAGCGACAACGAUUAACUCGAUUAGGCUUGAUCAAUGAUCCAUCCUAUCAUAUACCCGAUAUUGCUGAUGAAUUGACGCCAGUAGCUGCGUCUCUUUCCAAUCCUGUGGUUAUUCUCGAUGGUAGUAGUGAUGAAGAGGCAACUCAAGAAGCAAUCCAUCAAUUAUCUAGCGGUUAUCAUUCGUCGAUAUCAUCAGAAGAUAGCAAAAUGGUGGUCCACUCAACCUCCAGUGUAACCAAUCCUUGCACAAGUUCUUCUUGUAUCGUUGUUAUUGAUAGCAGUAGCGAAGACGAAAAUAGCCAUGACAACAACAAAUCGAAAAAUGAAACUUUCUCUCCCAAACAGACCAUUCAACUUGCUGACGAUCCAAGUGGGCGCCAACAGAUUAAAGAUACUGAUCGUCCUGGAGAAGAGAAAACCAUCGCUGGUUACUAUAGCCUUAGUUCCGAUGAUGAAGAACUUACAUCUGAUGACGUCUAUAAGCAUUACUUAACUCUUCGUAACUCUCCCCCAAGUCGUGGAAUAAUUAAUGCUAAUCAUCCUACCUCUGAGAUAGAUAUUUGCAUCUCUCCUCAUUUAAUUCCUGUUUUGAAGACUCAUCAGGUGGCAGGUAUCAAGUUUCUAUUUAACAAUGUAGUGGAAUCUUUUAAGCGCUACAGAAUAAGUGACGGCUUGGGCUGUAUUUUAGCCCAUUCAAUGGGUCUUGGAAAGACGUUACAAGUUGUUGCUUUCAUCGAAAUCUUCUUACGUGCAUUAAGCGCAAAAUGUGUUUUAUGUAUUGUACCUCUAUCUACUCUAGACCACUGGCUAAAUGAAAUAAAUUACUGGUUGCCAAGUUCUACCUCCGCUCAUCUCUCUAAAUUCAAUUACCAACGCCCAUUUAAGGUCUACCAAAUCAGCAGCAAUUGCAAAUCAUUAAAAGAUAGAGCUAACAUCAUUAAUGAAUGGCGAAAUAUUGGAGGUGUCCUAAUUAUUGGCUACGAUAUGUACCGUAUAUUAAUGACAAUGUCAGCAUAUCAAAACAACACAAAGAAGAAGGGAAAGAAAGUUGCUUCUUCCGAUAGUAUGGAAAUUGUCGAUUUAGAUCUCAUAGAAGAAAAAUCGCAAUACAUUAAGGAUAUUCGUCUUGCAUUAUCAGAUCCGGGCCCAGACUUAGUAAUAUGUGAUGAAGGGCAUAUCUUGAAGAAUGCAACAGCUUCUGUUACGAAGACUUUAAAAGAAAUUAAGACAAAACGUCGAAUAGUUUUAACAGGCUAUCCGAUACAAAAUAAUCUAAUAGAAUAUUGGUGUAUGGUGGAUUUCGUUAGACCUAACUACCUCGGUGAUAAAAAACAAUUUUCUAACAUGUUUGAACGACCUAUAGCUAACGGCGAAUGUGUUGAUAGUACACCAAAUGACAUUAAAAAAAUGAGGUUCAGAUCGUACGUUUUACAGAAAAUGUUAAAAGGCUUUGUACAAAGGCGAAGCCAAAAAAUAUUGAAAGACGCUUUACUACCCAAGAAGGAAUACGUUUUACUGAUUAGGAUGUCACCUAUCCAAGAAAGACUAUAUAAUGCUUUCAUUGAAUGUGUAAUUAAAAAAAAUUGGACCAAAAUUAGCUUAAAGAUUGGCGCUAACGUUUUAUUAGCCUUUUCUGUCUUGUAUAAAGUUUGGAAUCAUCCUGAUGUGUUACACCGGGCUAUAAUGGAACAAGAUAAAACCUACCAAAAUGAUAUCUUAAACGAUGCAGAUCGUGAUUUGGAAUUAGAACUUGGAGCUAAUACUAGUAAUGAUAAUUCUGACGUUCAUGGCAAUCACGAAACUAAAGUAACCAGACGUACCAAUAAAACAGAAGACGAAGGGUCAUCCAUAGAUUAUUCAUGGGCGUUUCCAUCGAUGGCGCAUUAUGCACCUGGAGUUCUCGAACAUGGUGGAAAAAUGGUAAUAUUAAUGGAUUUAAUUGAAAAUAGCGUAAAACUUGGUGAUCGAAUGUUAAUAUUCAGCCAAAGCCUAGUAACUCUAUCAAUAAUAGAACACUUUCUAUCAAAAAUCGAAAUACCAUGCACGUCGUCUGAAGGAAACAACAAAAAAUGGGCUAAGAAUGAAAGUUACUUUCGUAUCGACGGUAGCGUACCUAGUCAUGAACGUUCUCGAUUAAUUGAUUUAUUUAAUUCCCCCGACAACAACUCCGUAUGGCUUUUCUUAAUUUCUACCAGAGCUGGUAAUCUUGGUAUUAAUCUUGUAGCUGCAAAUCGUGUAGUUAUUUAUGACUCAGCCUGGAAUCCAUGUUACGAUAAUCAAGCAGCAUUUAGAAUCUACCGGUACGGACAAAAGAAACCGUGUUACAUUUACCGUUUGGUAGGUAGUAACACGAUGGAACAUGUAAUUUAUAAACGCCAAAUUCGUAAACAAGGCCUUUCACGUCGAAUCAUCGACGAGAGACAUCCUGGUGCAGUUUUUACUAGUAGAGAAUUAGAAACUACCAUACAGUCAACGUAUACGCAUGAGCCAUAUGUAGAUCUCAGUAAACUUCAAUUCGAUGAUCUUCUCAUGGCAAAUACGAUAAAAAAGAAUGGGCAUUGGCUGACAAAGGCGCCAUUUGAGCAUGAAUCGUUGCUAUUAGAUGAUAAAGACCAAGAGCUUACGCGAGAAGAGGAACGCCAGGCAACGCAAGGUGCUGUAAUUGUACCUAAUUAUAUCUAA
This is a messenger RNA of Trichoplax adhaerens, 2865 nucleotides long. RefSeq lists its product as uncharacterized. The transcript is spliced from 18 exons. Gene Ontology annotation, molecular function: ATP-dependent chromatin remodeler activity; ATP binding; ATP hydrolysis activity. Lineage: Eukaryota; Metazoa; Placozoa; Uniplacotomia; Trichoplacea; Trichoplacidae. Gene Ontology annotation, cellular component: nucleus. The record is from RefSeq and is a predicted model, not a curated record. The coding region runs from base 1 to 2865 and encodes 954 amino acids.